GUAAUAGUUCAUCUCUGGCUUAUGUUACAUCUUUGAUGUAGCUGUGUACGCGAUAGUUUUGUGUGUGUGAUGUUUAUUGAGACAGUAUUGGACAACUAAGUUAUUAGAUAGAUGAAAUUAGUUGUUCAGGAGUGCUUGGCACCGGAAAUAUUAGACUUAGAAUGAUAAUGCAGCCGCCGAAGAAGAAAAGAAGGAGCUCCAAUGUUGUCACACCUUGUUGGUAUUAUGACAAAAAGGAGUUGCAUAAUACCCCAUCAAUACAAGAUGGUAUUGACUAUGAUACAGAAUGUCGCUACAGAAAGGAAGGUGCCCGUUUCAUCAUUGACACUGGAACAAAGAUGGACCUUGGAUAUAAUACAAUGGCAACUGGAGUUGUUUACUUCCAUCGAUUCUAUAUGUUUCAUUCCUUCCGGAAUUUCCCACGAUAUGUCACUGCAUGUUGUUGCCUAUUCCUUGCUGGUAAAGUUGAAGAAACACCAAAAAAAUGUAAGGAUAUAAUAAAAACAGCAAGAACUCUUCUGACUGACCAGAAAUUUUUGACAUUUGGGGAUGAUCCAAAGGAAGAAGUCAUGACGCUUGAGAGAAUAUUGCUCCAGACAAUCAAAUUUGAUUUGCAAGUUGAACAUCCUUAUAGCUACCUGCUGAAGUAUGCUAAAUGUCUUAAAGGAGACAAAAGCAAAUUGCAGAAGAUGGUCCAGAUGGCAUGGACUUUUGUGAACGAUAGUCUUUGCACUACCCUGUGUCUUCAGUGGGAGCCUGAGAUAAUUGCUGUUGCCCUGAUGUACCUUGCUGGAAAGCUUAGCAAGUUUGAGGUUGUCGAUUGGGCUGGUCGAACUGCUAAACAUACGCGAUGGUGGGACAUGUUCAUAGAAGAUGUUACAAUGGAACUUCUUGAAGACAUUUGCCACCAGGUGCUUGACCUAUAUUCAGCUCAGCCUCAAAUGACAGCAGGUGACUCCCCUCCUCAGCAGCCACCACCACAUCAACCAUCUACCAUUGCUGCUGUGCCUACAACACUGCCAGUUGUUGCACAGUUACCAGUUGCUGCUCAGUUGGCAGUAGCUGCACAGUUAUCAGCGAACGCUUCUAUACCAGGAGCUCAGCAGCCACCAGCAGCCCCACAUGAGUUGGCAGCUGUUUUAUCACCACACGUUAUGACUGGUGGCAGGCAUCGUACUGGAGCAAGUGGGCUUACUCUUGACCGGCGAGUUCUCUCGCCUACAUCACCUGUGGGACCGCCUGUAUCAGGUAUUCCACCAAAAGUCCUGAACAGCAUUGCAGAGACAAGGGUAACUCCUAAUGGCAAUAAUGAGACCAUUAUCCCAGGCCUUGGAGGGCCAUUGCAACCAGACGAGUCAUCUGUUCAGUCAUACCCACAGUAUCCGCCACCUGCAACUGCAGUGUUGCCACCUCAGUACACUGCGACUACAAUUGCUCCACCUGCUGCAGCUGCCUUCCCACCUACUUACACUACUCCAGCACCACCACCAUCUGCUGCUGCUGCCUAUACUAAUGCAAGCAACAGUGGGCAGCCAUUGUCUUCUUCAAACAUUUAUCAUUCAACUAACUCAGCUGCUGCACCUAGCUACCCACCGUCUGCACCAGACUGGAGACCAACUAGUGGAUAUGUAUGAUCGAGGAGCAGGCGCCGUGAUGGUCGGCGCCACAAGAAGUCUCAACGUUCUACUGAAGUCCCAGUAGUACCUGUCACACUAUAGAACUCUCUGUUCACUGUAAUAGGUGGUCAUAUUAUUAUUGGUUUUUUCCAUCUACAUUUCUAAUUUUUUAUUCAUUUCUUCAUAUAUUGCACAUUAUUUUGACACUAAGUACAAAGUACAGGAAGUUCUUUGUAUGACUUUUUGGCACCUUGCCAUUGAUUUUGUAUUUAAGUCUAUGUUUCAACUUUAGCAUAUUUAAUUUCGGUAAGAAGUAUACAUUUAGUAUUGCUGUCUGGGUGAUUUUCAUAAAUUAAACCUUGCAAUCAUUGUACUGACUUAUAAAGACUGUCGAUUUCAGCACCACAAUGAUCAAAACUCUGCUGUCUGUGACGUGUGAUAAGCAAAUUUCUUAGUUGCAAGGAAAAGCAGUAUUUUAGGUUCAGAAUUGUCAGAGAGAGAGAGAGAGAGAGAGAGAGAGAGAAUUGUAUACAAAAUCAUCUCCUCAAGAGUUGUAUUCUCUUAAUUACAGUGUUCUUAGAUGGAAUGAGUUCUUAUGUACUGCCUAAAGUGCGUGGAUUAUGGCAUACAUAUAAUCAGUCUUCUUAAGUUUUCAUUAACUGUUUGCUUUGCUUCACUAUUAACAAUUCCCUUAAACUAUUAACUGUUGAUUAGUUCUUUGAGCAUCAAGCACAGAGUAUUUAAUACAUUUAUUUUGAAGUUAUGAAAUUAUGUUUUUAAACAUCAAGCUGGAUCCUUUGCUGUAACCUGAAUUGUUUCAUUUAAUUUCUGAGGUGUAUACUUCAAACUUUAUUCUGAUUUUCCUUUGGGGACCUGCAUGUAGUAAAAAUGUUGUAUAGUUGGUUUUAUUGUUGUCAAGAACUUCAUUGAUACUCAAGCAGUCAAUUUAGUUUUUGUUAAUUUGAUAUAGUGUACCCUGUUGGUAUUGACCAUUAAAUGAAUUGUGUGUUUGAAGUGUGUAGUGUAUUUUCAAUGACAUUUAUAUUUAUGACAUAUCAGAAGCUGUUCAGUAAUCUCAUAUUGAGAUUCUGGCACUGAUAAAUAGUAAAUUCUUUUAGAAGCUGUAUCAGCAAGGCACCAGUAGCAUCUUUUUGUACAUUACCUGUAAAGCAAAGAUAUAGCAAGAUCAGCAGUAAAUGGUAGACUGGCUACAUGAUCCAUGUUGCUUUAUUUUCAUCAGCAGUGUGAAACAAUUGGCUUUCUGUUAAAGCAGUCCACUAAGCUGUGUGUGGCCUGGUUUCAAUAAAUUUUCUCUCCAGUCGGCAGUUUCUAUAUUGGAAACAAUGUAAGACAAGUUGUUGUAUGCUGCACUUGUCAAAGAUUGUAUAUAAUACUUCAUCUAAUUAUAAGACUGAAGACUGAUUUGUUUUUCAGAUGUUCCAAAAUAAAUGUGCCAUUUUCUGAAGUAUGUUUUUUGUGUCCAUUUAAACCCUUAAAUUCACGUGUAGUUGAAGUUAUCGAUUAUAUGAUGGAAUUUUAUGAAGACAUAUGUGAGACACUUGCCACAUCUUUUUUUCCAAUAGCAGUAAAAAUAAUAUAUUCUUAGACUCUUCAUCUUGACAGCUGAUGACAAAAACUUCGACAAGAUUGAGAGUAAUAACUUACAAAAUCAUAUUACGCAUUGGCUUAAAGGUUUGUAUUUGUUUUUUGUAGUUAUGCUGGUAGUAGCUUAAUUAUGUGGAUGUACGGGGUGUGUUGAAAAUUAAUGCCUCUGAAUUUUUUGUGUGUAAAUUGUUAAAGCUUUUUAAAUAAAACAAAUGUGUUAACA
Molecule: messenger RNA, 3444 nt
Organism: Schistocerca gregaria
Lineage: Eukaryota; Metazoa; Arthropoda; Insecta; Orthoptera; Acrididae
Product: cyclin-K
Exons: 8
Coding region: 162-1634 (490 amino acids)
Biological process (GO): regulation of transcription by RNA polymerase II; positive regulation of DNA-templated transcription, elongation
Cellular component (GO): nucleus; cyclin/CDK positive transcription elongation factor complex
Molecular function (GO): cyclin-dependent protein serine/threonine kinase activator activity
Source: RefSeq, a predicted model, not a curated record